GAACUACUUACGGCUGUCUUUAGUGGAAUUCAAACUAGGAUCUUAUGAUUAUCAUACUCAUCACUAAGAUUAUGCACAAAAUUUCUUGUCACAUCCAUGCACCAUUUCCAUUUAUUAUGUUGGUACGUAGGCCUAUUAUAGCCCUAUAACUUGCGUUGCUUAAGUACCUUAAAUAAGUUAAUCCUUCGAAGUUUUAAAAUUUAAUUUUAUUACUUCUUCACUUUUUAUCAACUUGCUCAAAUUACUUUCUUAGGUACUUUCGUGAAUUUCCCAUUUCAUUUCAUGCGAUUUUAUUUAAUGACAACUAAAAACGGCUACAACUUCCAUUUAGUCAGAAAUUCAGUGUCCCCCCCUCAUUUUUAGAUAUAUCUGUCAAAUGAUCGAGUACUGAAACUCAAUGCCAAGAUAAAGUUUUUGCAGAAUAUUUUGAAAGACAGCUCCCUGGAUCACACGACAAAACCUCUUUAUUAUCUCUUUCGUGAAACAUGGUAAAUGGAAGCUGAAACGUCAGUAACUCAUUUGGGAUGGAAUCAGAUUGAUGACCUUCCGGACGGAGUCUUCGAACAACAACAAAUGCUCAUUCGUCUAUUCUUGACAAAUAACAAACUGACGUUUAUUCGAGCCGGCGCUCUGAAGGAUCUGACGCAUCUUAAAUGGCUGGUUCUUCAGGACAAUAACAUUGUGGACAUUGACAUGGAAGCUCUCACGUAUCUCAAUCUUACGUGGCUUGAUAUAACUAGAAACCGCCUAACGCUUGAAGGAAAAUAUUUUCCAGAACUUCCUCAACUCAAACAAUUAAUCCUUGACGAAAACGCCAUUGAGGAAAUCGGCGAAAACACAUUUGCGAAUCUCAGAGCUCUACAAAGUCUGGAUCUAAAUAAGAACCGUAUAAGACACAUCCAUCCUAAUGCGUUCAGAAAUCUGCAUUGCCUCGAAGAACUGGACAUCGCUAACAAUCAGAUCCAAACUCUGGCCCCUACGGUGUUCCACAACUUGACAGCUAUCAUGAAACUGUCUCUUACGGACAACCCGCUCCGAUCCAUCCCGACCGAGCUGUUCAGCACAGCGAAGCAUCUGAAAUCUUUGCAACUUGGAAACAUUGUAAUAGACAACAUCGCCAUAGAAAUGUUCUCUCAUCUCACUGCAUUAGAGUUUGUGUACUUUGACAAGUUCUACUAUUGCACAUAUGCACCCGCUGUCAGAAUUUGCAGACCGAACACGGAUGGAGUAUCAUCACUAAAACACCUUCUGGUGAAGCCGAUCCUCAGAGCGACGGUCUGGAUGGUGGCUGCAGUCACGUGUGUGGGGAAUGGGAUGGUGCUCUGGGGCAGGUUCUCUUCUCGAGAUGAGAAUAAAGUUCACAGUCUGGUGAUCAGAAACCUGGCAGUUUCAGAUUUGUUAAUGGGAAUUUAUCUGCUGGUGAUUGGGACUCAAGACUCCCAAUUCCGAGGCAUCUAUCACAAAGAGGCACACAAUUGGAUGACUUCUUGGAGGUGCACUAUCAUCGGUAUGGUUGCCAUGACGUCAUCAGAAGUGUCAGUACUGAUAUUGGUAUUCCUGUCCAUGGAGAGAUUCUUGCUGAUUGCCGUUCCUUUAGGUGGGCACCAGAACAUGUCCAUGAAGACAACGUGUCUCAGUCUGUCAGUAAUCUGGACAGCGGGGCUCAGCUUUGCUUCUAUACCAGUCCUGUACUGGAAGAACAGCACGCGCUUCUACGGAACGAAUGGCAUGUGCUUCCCUCUUCACAUAGACGACCCUUUUUUCAUGGGCUGGCAGUAUUCGGCUUUCAUCUUCCUGGGAGUCAAUUUUUCUGGACUGGUGCUCAUAGCGAUUCUAUACACGUGGAUGUUCGUAAGUAUCUACAGGACGCGCCAAGCCACUCCGAUCUCUUCUGUUGGAGAUUUUGAAUUCGUCAUCAGAUUCUUCUUCAUUGUUCUGACCGACGCUGGCUGUUGGGCUCCCAUCAUAGUUCUGAAGCUGAUUGCAUUGAACAGAGUCCACAUUCCAGCUGACUUGUACGCAUGGGUGGUAUUAUUCAUUCUACCGGUAAACUCGGCUGUCAAUCCUCUGCUCUACACCUUCACGACUUCCAAAUACCGCGUGCAGCUCUUCAACUUCGAAUGGAAUCGAGUAUCGCAGAGAAGGCUGGUGUCCCAGAGGCAGUCCACUGCAGAUACAGGAUGUUCUUACAUGUCGUCGAAUCGCGUCAUGGUACAGAACAAGAACGGGGACAACAACCUAUUCUCCUUGGCGCCGCUGAUAAAUGGUGGCAGUCAGCUCCAGCCCGGCGCCACCAAAGGCAUUUAAGUGUUGCGGGUAACUGACAACGUUUAACGCUCUGCCCGCGUUAUGCACAGAAACUUGUCUGUGGUGAAAUUUCUCUUGUGAUGUCGACAGUUAUGACUGACACCCCAUGUAUGUAUCAUGGUUUGAAAAAUUAUUCAUACAAAGUCCAAAGAUUAACUGAAGUUUAAUUUGUCAGCCCUAAAAGUUUUAUUUUUAUUAGUAUUUACCUUUUGAUUCUGGACAAUGCGGAAAUUAUUUGUUGUCGUUCGAUCGUCUGUGAAUAUAGCCGUCUAUAAAAAAAAUAAAUGUCAAUACGCGAUGUGUGCUCUUAAAUCGUAUUAAUUUAUUUCGAAGUUAUGUAGUCUGCUUCUACGUACGUUUUCAAACUAUUUAGCUUUCCUUUUUGGCGGCACUACUGUUGUUAUAAAUAAAGUAGUUGGAACUGUACUCCCAACAUAUCAACAUCAAAAUAAAGAAAUUAUAAAAUUUA
Molecule: messenger RNA, 2776 nt
Organism: Zootermopsis nevadensis
Lineage: Eukaryota; Metazoa; Arthropoda; Insecta; Blattodea; Termopsidae
Gene: Lgr3
Product: Leucine-rich repeat-containing G protein-coupled receptor 3
Biological process (GO): hormone-mediated signaling pathway; activation of adenylate cyclase activity; adenylate cyclase-activating G protein-coupled receptor signaling pathway
Cellular component (GO): plasma membrane
Molecular function (GO): protein binding; G protein-coupled peptide receptor activity
Source: RefSeq, a predicted model, not a curated record